AUGGGUUUGUUCUUCAAGAAGCCUGCCGAUGCGGCGGGAUCUACCACUGUCGCCUUCCUCGUCGGCUUGUUUGUCGCAUUUGGUGGUGUUCUCUUUGGCUAUGAUAUCGGCUACAUCAGUGGCAUUCUCGCCAUGGAUUACUGGAAGUCUCACUUCUCCACGGGAUAUCGAGAUGAGACCGGCGAGCUCAAUGUCACUGCAGGCCAGCAAUCUCUGAUUGUGUCCAUUCUAUCCGCGGGGACUUUUGCAGGGGCUCUGCUCAGUUCUCCCAUUGCCGAUUUCAUUGGCCGCCGCAAGGCUCUGAUGGUCAACAGCUGUGUCUUUAUGUUUGGGAAUGCUAUGCAAACGGCAGCCACACACAUUCCGCUGUUCCUCGCGGGGCGGUUCUUUGCAGGUCUGGGAGUCGGUUUGCUCAGUGCGACUAUCCCUCUGUACCAAGCCGAGACGUCACCCAAAUGGCUUCGAGGCGCCGUCAUUGGAUCCUACCAACUUUUCAUCACCGUGGGCAUGUUCAUGGCCGGCAUUGUCGACAACGCCACCAAAGACAGGAACGACACAGGAUCCUACCGCAUCCCGAUCGGCGUCCAGUUCAUCUACGCCCUCAUUAUCUUCUUCGGCUCCGCCCUACUCCCCGAGACGCCCCGGCAACUAGUCCGCCAGUCCGACUUCGAAGGGGCGGCCAAGAGUCUUGGGCGUCUAAGGCGGCUCGCGGUCGAUCACCCGGCUAUCGUAGACGAACUGGCGGAGAUCAGGGGCAACCACGAAUACGAAAUGUCAUUAGGCUCCGCGUCGUACCUGACCUGUUUCCGCAAACCUCUCCGCAAGAGACUCAUCUCGGGAAUCUGCCUGCAGGCUCUACAGCAGCUAACGGGCAUCAACUUCAUCUUCUACUACGGCACCACUUACUUCCAACGCACCGGCAUCUCGAACCCCUUCCUUGUGACCGUCAUCUGCGAUGUGUGCAACAUUGUCGGCGUCUUCCCAGGUCUGUACCUCGUGGAGAAAUGGGGCCGUCGGCCUCUACUGAUUAUGGGCGCCCUGGGCAUGGCGGCCUGCGAAUUCAUUGUGGCCGCCAUCGGCGUGACCAUGCCCGACAGCACCACCGCGAACUCAGUGGUCAUCGCCUUUGUAUGCUUCUACAUUGUGUUCUUCGAGUUAAGCUGGGGUCCCUGCGCCUGGGUUGUCACCGGCGAAAUCUUCCCGCUCAAAACCCGCGCCAAAGCCCUGGGCAUGACUUCGUCGAGCAACUGGUUGCUCAACUGGGCGCUCGCCUACGCGACUCCCUACAUGGUCAAUCCCGGCAAGGGCAACGCCAACUUGGGAUCCAAGGUGUUUUUCAUCUGGGGCGCUCUGUGUGUGCUCUGUGCCGUUUUCGUGCAAUUCUGCAUCUACGAGACUAAAGGUCUCUCGCUCGAACAAGUCGACGAACUCUACGAGAAGGUGCCGCACGCGUGGCAGUCCGCCGGCUUCGUGCCCACUGUCAGCUUCGCCGAUGUGCACCAGCGCAGUCUCUCCCUCGCCGGAGACGAGAAGCCCGGAAAGGUCGAAAACGAGGUCGCCGUCUCAGAAGUGUCCUCGUCGUGA
Messenger RNA from Fonsecaea erecta, 1584 nucleotides. RefSeq names its product putative glucose transporter rco-3. The coding region runs from base 1 to 1584 and encodes 527 amino acids. Gene Ontology annotation, molecular function: carbohydrate:proton symporter activity. Lineage: Eukaryota; Fungi; Ascomycota; Eurotiomycetes; Chaetothyriales; Herpotrichiellaceae. Gene Ontology annotation, cellular component: membrane. The record is from RefSeq and is a predicted model, not a curated record. The transcript is spliced from 6 exons. Gene Ontology annotation, biological process: transmembrane transport; carbohydrate transport.